AUGAGCAAUCCGCUCGAAGAGUAUUUGCAUGCACUCGAAGCCCGCGAUCUCCGCGAAAAGGCCCAUGCGGACUACGUCAACGCAUAUACCAAACUAGCCGACGGGAGGGCAGCUUUCUCGGCUCCCACCCAAGCAGUUCCAGACAAGCCAUCCCCUUCCCCAAGCCAGUCCUCCAAGUCAAUACGUCCAGGCACUUCGCAAGGAAAAUCAUCUUCAGUUGCGGAACCCGCUUCUCAGCCCUCCAACCUCGCCCAACUCCGAGCAGACUUCGCCUCCAGCCAGAAAGCCCGAUCAGACCUCGAGGCCAAGCUCUCAGAAACCAACGCCGACUUCGCCGCUCUCAAAGCAGCCAACAACGAGCUCAAGGACAGCUUCGCGCAGCUGGAAAAGCUGAAGGAGAAUCUGGAACGGAGGAACAGAGAUCUGGUGGAGGAAUUGAAGGAGAAGGGGAAGCUGGUGGAGGAGGUGCAGAAUGAGAUGGUUUCCUUGAACCUGCAGCUGAAUGUGGCAGAGAGGGAGAAGGAGAAGCUGAAGAAGGAUAAUGAGGAGUUGACGAGGAGGUUUAUGGAGAAGAUGGAGGAGGAUGCGAGGAGGAUGAAUGAGAGUAUUGAUAGGUGGACUGCGCGGAGGUGA
Messenger RNA from Westerdykella ornata, 633 nucleotides. Its product is annotated as autophagy protein 16. The record is from RefSeq and is a predicted model, not a curated record. The transcript is spliced from 2 exons. NCBI's taxonomy places the organism in Eukaryota, Fungi, Ascomycota, Dothideomycetes, Pleosporales, Sporormiaceae. Bases 1 to 633 code for a protein of 210 amino acids.